Messenger RNA from Sapajus apella (tufted capuchin), 861 nucleotides. It is a transcript of the gene ERVH48-1, whose product is annotated as endogenous retrovirus group 48 member 1. The record is from RefSeq and is a predicted model, not a curated record. Lineage: Eukaryota; Metazoa; Chordata; Mammalia; Primates; Cebidae.
AUGAUGGUGGCAGGAAGACUAAUCACCUGCUUCCAGAAAUGGCCUGCUAUCUACGCAACCACUUGCUGUGCCUCACUUCCAACCAAAAUUCUUAAUACAGGAACAUCCCUCACCACAAUCCUAAUACUGUCAGUAGCUGCCCUGCUGUCCACAGCAGCCCCUCUGAGCUGCCGUAUUAAUCGGUCUUUCCAUUAUGGAGGAAAAAUGCAACAAUCCUUUACUUACCAUCUUCAUAUAGAAAAAUCCUGUUAUGGAACCUUAGUCGAGGAAUGUCUUGAAUCAGGGAAAAGUUGUUAUAAAGUAAAAAAUCUAGGAGUAUCUGGCAGUCCUAAUGGGGCUGUAUGUCCCAAAGGUAAGCACUGGCUUUGCUUCACCAAAAUUGGACAAUAAGUAAACACUCAAGUGCUUGAAGACAUAAACAGAGAACAGAAUAUUGCCAAAGCAAAAGCAAAACCAACAACUACCCCCAAAAAUCACCUGUAGUAUUUCCAUUCCUUUAGACAAAACUACAAGCAAACGUAUCCCUUCCCAAGCCAUGAAAAAAAACUGUUUGUAGAUCUAGAAGAACACAUUGUGCUUACCAUGAACAUUUCCAAUUGCUGGGUAUGGGAGGGAGCUCGUAUAGGUGAACAGUGGCCAUGUCUUGGUUAUUUCCCAUUCUAUUUCCUCAUCUCACAUAACCCUCUGCACAAUGUCGCAGACAUCCCUGGUUUCCGCAGACACCUGUAUAUUCGGUCUCGAGUUUUGACUCCAGUCCAGAUCCCUCGCCUUCUCCCCAGACGCAAUGCCUAUGGGGAUUCCUCACCUAGAGGACCCAUAGGCAAUCCACAUUCUCCAAAGAAAUGCCCUGCCUUGUUGUAA